This is a messenger RNA of Rhizopus microsporus ATCC 52813, 948 nucleotides long. Its product is annotated as mitochondrial carrier. Gene Ontology annotation, biological process: transmembrane transport. The transcript is spliced from 3 exons. Bases 1 to 948 code for a protein of 315 amino acids. The record is from RefSeq and is a predicted model, not a curated record. NCBI's taxonomy places the organism in Eukaryota, Fungi, Mucoromycota, Mucoromycetes, Mucorales, Rhizopodaceae.
AUGGCUGCAGUCACCAAGGAAACAUUACCGCCUAUAGGGCAUGCUACAGCCGGCUCUGCUGGCGCCAUGUUUGCUCUCACACUUGUUUAUCCCCUUGACAUCAUCAAAACAAGAAUCCAAGUCCAAGUGAAAGAAGGAAAACAGCCCGAAGAGGAACACUAUAAGUCAGCCUGGGAUGGUAUUCAACAGAUCGUAAAUAAGGAAGGUAUUGCCGGACUCUAUGCUGGACUCGGUUCUUCCUUGAUCGGAACCGCAUCCACCAAUUUCACUUACUUUUACUGCUAUUCCUUCUUAAGAGAGAAUUACAAUAAGCGAUACAACCCUCGCGGAGGCACAUUAUCUACAGCCAUGGAACUUAUCCUGGGCGCGGCUGCCGGUGCCCUCACCACACUGAUCACAACACCCGUAUCCGUCAUCACGACUCGUCAGCAAACGUUACCACCCUCUGAGCGCCAAGGUGUUGUUGAUACAUGCAAGACGAUCAUCGAAGAAGAAGGUAUUCAGGGCCUCUGGAAGGGCAUUCAGCCCUCUCUCGUCCUAUGUGUCAACCCCGCUAUUACCUAUGGUAGUUUUGAAAAGAUUAAGCAGAUCGUCCUCAACGUCUUGAAAUUACCACUCACACCCGGAGUCAACUUUUUGGUCGGAGCACUUGCAAAGACGUUGGCCACGGUGAUUACUUACCCCUAUAUUAUGGCCAAGGUACGACUUCAGUGGAAACCCUCAAAAGAGAAACAAGACAAGAUUGUCCCCUAUAAGGGAUCUUUAGAUGUUCUUGCUCGUGUUCUCAAAACAGAUGGAUUUUUUGGUUGGUACAAGGGAAUGAGCACUCAAAUCACAAAGGCUGUUUUAUCUCAAGCAUUGUUAUUUAUGAUGAAAGACAUAUUCACAAACUACACAGUGUUGGCAUUUGCCCUUAUGCAAGCUGCUAAAAAAUCAAAGACAGCAUAG